Molecule: messenger RNA, 936 nt
Organism: Magnusiomyces paraingens
Lineage: Eukaryota; Fungi; Ascomycota; Dipodascomycetes; Dipodascales; Dipodascaceae
Exons: 1
Coding region: 1-936 (311 amino acids)
Source: RefSeq, a predicted model, not a curated record
AUGGAGUUCACAAGUGAUAAUCCCAGAACACAAAGAUCCAGUGGAACAGGAGGCACAUCUAAAUAUGGUGAUUCUAGAGUAAAUAAUUUAACACAGCUUAAUUUACCAGAAAAUCAUAACUAUUCACAAGGCUUGCAGGUUCAAUAUAAUACCUAUAUUCAACAGCAAACAGCUAUGGCUGGCAAUUCACAAAGUCACAUAAUAUCUCCAAUAACACUUAUUAACGUGCAAAAUCCCAACUCUCACAGAAAUCCAGUUGUCAGAAAUCCUGUUUAUAAUCAAAAUCAUUUGGCCCAGGCUAACAUCUACUAUCCGCAACCAAACGCUUUUGUGAAUGAGCAUAAUAUCAACUCCCAACAAAUGUUAUAUUUUCAAAACAGCAAUAUCAACCAACUGAGAACAGCGGCAUCUAAUGGUUCUUUGGCCAACGUUCUUGAAAAUGAGUAUGAUGAAGUAGAUUUUCGCCAAAAUGGUGUCAAUUUGAGUCAGCAAGAAAGUUACUAUACAGUCCAACAAAUAGCACCAUCACACGGAAAUUAUUUAAACAAUGUUCUUACCAGACACCAGGAUGAUCCAAACCAGAUUGCUCCUCAAAUAAAUGUGGUAUCUCAGUUGUCGAGCGAAACGAUUCCCUUGAAUCUCAGAAAUGUAACUGGUCAGCAACGGACAGAUACACCUUUGGGUGCUCUCAUUACUAAUGAUAUUGAUCCAUUAAUGAAAAGAGACCCCUACGACAACUAUAAAGCAGGGAAGCAUUUACUUUUUAUGAAUUUCACUUCCUAUAAGCAUUUUACAAGUAAAACUACUCUUGAUUGCGUUGAGUGGUAUCCCUAUGGAACUCCUAGUGUAUCUCCUUUUCAAGUUAAAUUUACAAAAUAUCCUGCACUUCAAGAAUUUGAAAAGGAAAUCAAACCUGGGUUACUGUAUCCUGGGUGA